AACUUCACCACGCAUGCGCAGAGCCGUAGAUUCCGUUAGCUGUCAUUGUUUUCCUCCUGUCGACAAACCGCGGAGAGCUGACCUAAAGCGUCCACAGAGGGUCCACUGACUUAGGGGGAGACACUUUGUCCACUUCUGCAGGCUUUAACGAAGCAGACAUGUCGCUGACGAGCUGUUUACGGACACUUUACUAACUUCUGCCGACGGAAACAGACGUCACGCUGACGGUAACAGUGACUGACUAAACGGCUUUGGGGAGCAGCUGUGAAAGAAGCUGGCAACAGUUUAAUUUAAAAGUUUUAUCUGACUUUGUGUGUUUAAGUUAUGAUGCCACUGUCCGUGUGAGUUAGCUUACAAUAUGGUAGCCACCGUACAGACGGGUGUAGCCUAGAACCGGAGUCACGUCGGAUCUAACAGCUGGACAGGCGGCGCCGUUGCGAUGGGCAACCCCGGGAUGGAGGAGCUGAUCCCGCUGGUAAACCGGCUGCAGGACGCCUUGAGCAACGUGGGCCACAGCUGCAGCCUCCACCUGCCGCAGAUCGCCGUGGUGGGUGGACAGAGCGCCGGGAAGAGUUCUGUGCUGGAGAACUUUGUGGGCAGAGACUUCCUUCCUCGGGGUUCAGGAAUCGUCACUCGCAGACCGUUAAUCCUCCAGCUGCUCACUGCUGACACGGAGUAUGGGGAGUUUUUGCACUGUAAGGAGAAAAAGUUCACAGACUUUGAUGAGAUCCGUGAGGAGAUCGAGGCCGAGACUCGCAGACUGACCGGAUCUAACAAAACGAUCUCGCCUGUCCCCAUCAACCUGCGCAUUCAUUCCCCUCAAGUGCUCAACCUGACUCUGGUGGACCUGCCGGGCAUCACCAAGGUCCCUGUAGGAAACCAGCCGGCCGACAUCGAGUAUCAGAUCAGAGACAUGAUCAUGCAGUUCAUUUGUAAGGAGAACUGUCUGAUUCUGGCUGUCACACCUGCAAACAUGGACCUAGCCAACUCUGACGCCCUCAAACUCGCCAAAGACGUCGACCCGCAGGGUCAGCGCACCAUCGGUGUGAUCACGAAGCUCGACCUGAUGGAUGCAGGAACAGAUGCUCGGGAGAUUCUAGAGAACAGGCUGCUUCCCCUGCGCAGAGGUUACAUUGGGGUGGUGAACCGUAGUCAGAAGGACAUCGAGGGGAAGAAGGACAUUAAAGCCGCUCUGCUCGCAGAGCAGAAGUUCUUCCUGUCACAUCCGGCCUACAGACACAUGGCUGACCGAAUGGGCACAUCGUAUCUACAGAGAGUACUAAACCAGCAACUGACAAACCACAUCAGAGACACUUUGCCCGCCGUCCGGAGUUUGCUCCAGGAUCAGCUGCUCGCUAUGAACAGAGAGGUGGAGGAGUACGGACAGUUCAGUCCUGACAACCCGGCACACAGGACCAAGACUCUGCUACAGUCGGUUCAGCGUCUGUCUGUGGACUUUGAGAAGCUGAUCGAGGGUUCAGGAGAUGAAGUGGACACUGUCAACCUGUCAGCAGGAGCUCGGAUCAACAGGAUCUUCCACGAACGCUUCCCUUAUGAGCUGGUCAAGAUGGAGUCAGAUGAGAAGAAGCUGCGGCAAGAGAUAAACUACGCCAUCAGAAACAUCCACGGAGUCAGGACAGGUCUGUUCACUCCUAACAUGGCCUUUGAAGCCAUCGUGAAGAAGCAGAUAUCGAGGUUAAAGGGGCCGUGUUUUAAUUUUGUUGAUAUGGUCGGUCAGGAACUAACCAGAACUGUGUACCAGUGUAUUAACAAGCUCAGCUCGUUUCCUAAACUGCGUGGUGAGACGGAGAGACUAGUAACCACGACGAUACGGGAGCAAGAGAGUAAAUGCAGGGAUCAGGUGCUGCUGCUCAUCGACAUCCAGCUGGCCUACGUUAACACCAAACAUGAAGACUUCAUCGGCUUCACUAACGCUCAGAGGACAAACAACCAAAACAACCAGAAGACCGCCUCAGCAGGAAACCAGGGAGUGACCCCUCUAUCCAGCCUCAUAGUCAUACGUAAAGGCUGGCUCACCAUCAGCAACAUCGGCAUCAUGAAGGGCGGAGCCAAAGAGUACUGGUUCAUCCUGACUGCAGAGACACUGUCCUGGUACAAAGAUGAAGAGGAAAAGGAGAAGAAGUACAUGCUCCCUCUGGACAACUUAAAGCUCAGAGACGUAGAGAAAAGCUUCAUGUCGAGAGAGUUCGUCUUCGCUCUCUUCAACACAGAGCUCAGGAACGUGUAUAAGGACUACAAGAGUCUCGAUCUGGCCUGCAGCUCUCAGGAGCAGCUCGACGGCUGGAAGGCGUCUCUGCUGCAGGCCGGAGUUUACCCCGAGAGAGUCACUGUGGACGAGCAGGAGAACGGAGCUCCUGAGAACCUCUCAGACCCUCAGCUGGAGCGUCAGGUGGAGACGAUCCGCAGCCUGGUCGAGUCCUACAUGAGCAUCAUCUAUAAGACCAUCAAGGACUUAAUGCCAAAGACCAUCAUGCACCUGAUGGUCAACAGUAUGAAGGAGUUCAUCAGCUCAGAGCUCCUGGCUCAGCUCUACGCUCUGGGAGAAGGAGCAGCUCUGAUGGACGAGUCCGCGGAGCAGCAACAGCACCGCCAGGAGGUGCUCCUCAAACAUGUCGCCCUGAAGGAGGCUCUGUCUGUCAUUGGACAGAUCUCAACCUCCACUUGCACCACCCCUCUGCCUCCACCUGUGGACUCCUCUUGGAUCCAGCCCUCAAGUGUUGUUCCUCAGAGGGCAUCAAGCAGAAGGGGUCGAGGUAUCGCACCAUCUGCACCUCACCUGCCCCCCCACACUGGACCCACUGCCUCUUCAAGCACUGAUGGCCUUACGAAGCUCCCUAGUCAAGCCCACCGGCCUCCACCCAGCGUGCCGAGGAGGAGUCCUCCAGCUAUCCCACAUGCAAAAUAACCGACCAUCCUGCACAGGAUUCAGGACUCCAUUACCCAUGUGCCCCGGCUGCAACUGAAUGGAAUAAUGUGUAAUCCAGCUGCAGCUCGAUGCUCCUCUGGGAGUCUGUAGGAUCCACAGAUACUGUUUUCUACAUCAGAUGUGAAUGUCUGCUGCCUCCUCACAGGGCUGAACUCUGUACAUAAAAAUACUGACUUAUAUCACUUUUAGAAAAUACACAUGCACUAUUUUUUACUGUUUUUGAAUAAACAGGUGUUCUAUUUUUCAACAUUUA
Messenger RNA from Labrus bergylta (ballan wrasse), 3200 nucleotides. RefSeq names its product dynamin 3a (gene dnm3a). Lineage: Eukaryota; Metazoa; Chordata; Actinopteri; Labriformes; Labridae. Gene Ontology annotation, cellular component: cytoplasm; plasma membrane; microtubule. The record is from RefSeq and is a predicted model, not a curated record. Gene Ontology annotation, biological process: synaptic vesicle endocytosis; receptor internalization. Gene Ontology annotation, molecular function: GTPase activity; GTP binding; microtubule binding.